Molecule: messenger RNA, 1600 nt
Organism: Mugil cephalus (flathead mullet)
Lineage: Eukaryota; Metazoa; Chordata; Actinopteri; Mugiliformes; Mugilidae
Product: protein eva-1 homolog C
Exons: 8
Coding region: 77-1339 (420 amino acids)
Molecular function (GO): carbohydrate binding
Source: RefSeq, a predicted model, not a curated record
ACCUAGUGACCGCUCGCUCCCUGGCGCUCAAUAGCACAUUACGACAAAACCCAACGUCUGUUGCAGGAUAUGCACAAUGACAAUGCCAUGGAGCUUCUGCUGGUCUUUCUGUCUCCUGCCUCUCCUCCUGGCUGUGAAGAUCCACGCUGCACGCUCGGCCCCUGAUUUCUCUCUGUAUCUUCACAACAUUUUGAAGAACCACACGGCCCACGCUUGUGAAGGAGACAUACUCAUCAUUGACUGUCCCUCCAGGACAUCCGUGGCCGUCCUGUCGGCCUUCUAUGGCCGACGUGUUCCCAGUCAGCAUCUGUGCCCCCCUGCAAACUCCAACACAACUGUGGAGGAGGACACUGAAUGCACUUCCCCAGUGGCCAUCGAGAAAGUGCUGUCAGAGUGUCAGGACCGGCGGUCGUGUCACAUCCCCGUCUUCAGUCCGGUGUUUGGACAGGACCCGUGCCCGCUCACCAGCAAGUACCUCCUGGUCGCCUAUAAGUGUCGACCAGAGCACCACCGCACAAGACUGGUCUGUGAAAAUGAGCGUCUGAAGCUCGCAUGUAAAAAUGAGACCGUCCUCGCCAUCUACUCUGCCACUUUCGGACACCUGCUGCAUGGCAGCCCCUACUGUCCUCAGGAACCUGGAUCACAGACUGACAUGGAGUGUCUGUCUCCAGUGGCUCUGAGGAAGGUGUCACGCAGGUGUCACGGCAGAGCAAACUGUUCAGUGCUGGCCGAUAUUCAAACCUUUGGGGACCCCUGUUUCCCCGGCACCAGGAAACACCUGCGAGUGUCCUUCACUUGUGUGCCCCGAUAUCUUCUGGAAGACGUGGGACGAGGGUCCACAGAUCCUUUCUUGAUCUCAGACUACACACACGGUGGAUGGUACACUGGCCCCACCUACAGGUUCCAAAACGUGCUCUUAACCAACUCUCUGGAGAUCAUUGAAAAAGUAAUGGGUUUCCCUGAACGUGUGGCUCUGUACUUUGUCUCUGGCAUCUGUGCUGGUCUGGUUUUCCUGCUCUGCCUGUUCGGUAUCCGCUCCACUAUAGUGAGAGACGUUAAAGAUCUGGUUUCUGACCUGAGCGAUGAGUUGAAGGCCUCUCGCAGAAAGCGCAAGGAGCUCAUGGAGGACCUCUUUGACGAUGAAGUCUCGGACACGUCGUCUUUCCGUCACCUCACGCAAUCCUACCGCACAGCAGACAUCUUAAAUCCAUCAGCUUUAACACUAGAGAUGGUCGACCGUGAGGUGGAGCAGACUAGAGAUCUGCCCAACGGAGACAUCUGGCCCAAUCGAGACUCCAGCCCUUACGCUAUUCACAAGAUUAAAACCUACAACAAUUGAGAAACGUUACAUGUUUUACAUCUGCUUUAAAAUGUGAGCUGUUGAAUGUUCUUUUUACUUUAAAUAUAACUGUUCAUCCUUAAGUCCUCGUUCAUUACAACCAUUAUUAAGAUUAAUAUCAGCUAAGUUGUUGGUUAACUUCCUCGUGGUUGUGUUUUGUGAACAAUGUAUGGAGCCAACGGUUCAACUUCAGAUAAUUUAACAUUUUAAUUUAACAUUGCUGAGACGUGCUUGCUAAUAAAGGUUGAAUUAGUUAGGUGA